Boleophthalmus pectinirostris (great blue-spotted mudskipper) is the source of this 2043-nucleotide messenger RNA. It is a transcript of the gene entrep2, whose product is annotated as family with sequence similarity 189 member A1. The transcript is spliced from 12 exons. Lineage: Eukaryota; Metazoa; Chordata; Actinopteri; Gobiiformes; Gobiidae. The record is from RefSeq and is a predicted model, not a curated record. Bases 70 to 2043 code for a protein of 657 amino acids.
GUGCUGCUGUCUGGACUGAUCGGAGUGGUGUCCUGGAAAAGGCCGCUUUCUCUUGUGAUCACCUUCUUCAUGCUGCUGUCCGCCGUUUGUGUGAUGCUGAACCUGGCUGGCUCCAUUCUGUCGUGCCAAAAUGCCCAACUGGUCAACUCCCUGGAGGACUGUCAGCUGCUGAAGUUUGACAGUGACGGCGUGUGCGUGUGCUGUGAGCUCCAGCAGCAGAGCUCCAGCUGUAAUAACCUGGGAGAGACGCUGAAACUGAACCCCCUGAGAGACUGCAACACCAUCCGCCUGCGCCUCAAGGAGUUGCUGUUUAGUGUGUGUGCUCUGAACGUGAUCUCCACCAUCGUGUGUGCUCUGGCCACGGCCAUGUGCUGUAUGCAGAUGGUGUCCACGGACGUGCUGCAGAUGUUCAUGCCACACAGAGCACGCGCCCUAAACGCUGACUGCAUGACCCCACACGGGACCAUCCUGCACCAGACUCUGGACUUCGAUGAGUUUAUACCCCCCAUCCCCCCUCCUCCAUACUACCCCCCGGAGUACACCUGCACCCCCUCCAUGGAUGCACAGAGGGGAUUGCAUUUGGAUUUUCCUCAUUCUCCUUUCAGUGCUAUCUAUGGGGUUCCCAUCAACAGUCCCGGGACCCUCUAUCCCACAGACCUGCCUCCUCCCUAUGAGUCUGUGGUGGGACAGACUCCAGCCAGCCAGGUCACUACAAGCAUCGAGCAGCAGGCAACAGGGUCCAGUCUGUGUGACAGAAACACCACUGCAGGACUCAGCACUCAAGCUUCAGUGGACAGUGCGUCUCUGAUGGUGUCUGAAGUGGCAGAUCCAGACCAGACAUGCUCCUCUGAGGACCUGUGCUCUCUGGAGGUGCAGGGCUCUGACCUGUCUCCGUACGGGACUCUGCACACGGCUCCCACAGACGGCAGCUGCACCAGCCUGGAGCUGUGCACACGGCACUCUCGCUGUCACCGUGGCCUGGCGUGCUCUGAGGCGCGCCCCAGUGACACGGGCUACAGCGAGUCAUCACACACUCAAGAGGAGCGCUCUCCGGACUGGUCCUCUGGGAACUACAGUAAUCUGGACCAGGAGGACUCCACUGAACACACUCACCCUAGUGAAGAGCUGAGGGCUCGCAUGAUGAGCCGUAAGCUGACUCUCCCAGUCACUGUGUCACCUCCGCCGCAGCCCUGCUCCCCCACAUCAGUGGCUUCUUCUGGGGGGACAUCUGCCUUCAGCCCCCUGGCUCCGUCUCUGUCUCCCUCCCCUCCAGCUCGAGCCCGAGGCCCGCGAUUAUGUUUCAGUGUGUGGUCUCCUGCUUCAUCACAGCCCCCCUCCACCUCCUCUACCUCAGCUCAGGGCAGCUCCCCCGACCGGCCUCGAGGGCUGAGAGCAGCCAGGAAGUACCGCAAACUGGCACGCAUAGUCCGCUCCACCAGUGACCCGCUCGCAUGCUCCACCACCUCAGGAGGUGAAAAUUAUGGCUGUGCUGCAGCAAACAACCCUGCUGAGGAUUCAGUGCGAGUUUCACCAGAACAAGUGGGCACCAAACCCGCUCACACCAGCACUAAGAAGCAGCAGAAAGAAGCCAAAAAAACAGACCUCCAGGUGAAGUCUCGAAGCAUGCAUUCUCAGCCCUCGCAUGAGCGCCCUCACUCUCUGGCCGAUCUGAAGAUGUACAAAGACACUAAGAUCCUGGUGGCCAAGUUUCUGGAGCACUCGAGCUGCAGUCUACCUCCUGAAGUCCAACAAGUCGUCAACAACAUCAAGUGUGUCAUCAAAUCCGAUGAGAAACACAUGGAGGAGGCUAUUUUCAGUGCCAACGUCAUAGACCAGAUGAUGACACAGCGGAUCACAGGCAGUCCCAGAAAGCAUACCUAUGAGGACCUGCACCUCCAGAGCUGUGGGGCUCUGAGCUCCUCCCCCUCUCCCUCUCUGCACCGCCCCACACCCACCCAGCCACAUACAACCAGCGCAUCCACCAACCCCUCAGACUCCCCUUCGUCUGAACAGGGCGUUUUGUGCAGAGAAACUAUUCUUUGA